Teleopsis dalmanni is the source of this 2304-nucleotide messenger RNA. Its product is annotated as dorsal-ventral patterning protein tolloid-like. Gene Ontology annotation, molecular function: metalloendopeptidase activity; zinc ion binding. Bases 1 to 2304 code for a protein of 767 amino acids. Gene Ontology annotation, biological process: proteolysis. The record is from RefSeq and is a predicted model, not a curated record. Lineage: Eukaryota; Metazoa; Arthropoda; Insecta; Diptera; Diopsidae. The transcript has 6 exons.
AUGUUCUCUUUAAUUUUAAAGUCAGCCAAUGAACCAGUUAAGUUGGCAGAAUACUCACUCAAUUCCGAGUAUUUAAAAAGAAAUUUAAAAAAUGAAAUCAUAAGUUCACACCGACAACCCAAAGAAAACUCCUACUAUCCAACAAAUACAGAAUAUUUCGAAACAAAAAGUGCACUCCGGGAGAAAAAGUUGAAUGCCAAUCUGGAUAGCGAGGAAGCAGAAAUGCAGAACAAAGUAAGUGGUGGCAAUAAUGCAGCACUGCUACAGCAAAGAUUUAACGGCGGAAGCAGUGGCGGAGCAAUAACGGCAUUGCCUGGCGGCGCUAACAUAAAAACACCACAAAUUCCAAUGGAAUACAGAACUAGCAGCAUCAGUAGCAGUGGUAAAGUUGCUAGUGAAACAGAAGAAAAGUUAAAUAAACCAAACUCAGGAUGGAAUAAUCGUAAUGUUGACCAACGUAAAAUACAAUCGAACACAAAAGAUAUUGAAGAUGAUUCCGGUAAUAAUUUUGUGGCGGAACGUAAAGUCGUUAUAUUACCAACCUCACUGCCAACUCAACGUUCUACAUUACCUAAUGUUUAUAGUAAUGCGGGUGGGAAUGGCAUGAAAAUGGAUGAUGUGGAAUUUUUGCAUGCCGAAGGAGUUGUAAGGCGACGUCAUAGACGUGGUCGCAAAAAUCGUCGUAGCUCUGAGGCGCGGACUGAAUAUAAUGCAAAACUUAAACGUUUAAUAGAGGAAUUGAAUCGUCCUAUAUAUACAGAUGCAGUGCAAGGGUAUCGAAAUGUGGAGCACCAAAGAAAAUCAAUACAAAUCUCAGAUAAAAAAAGUUGUUUCAAUAAUAAUCGAAAGAAUAAAAGUACAUGGGAACCCGAUUUAGCAACAUAUCAUCAAAUUGAUAGACCAAAGAAUAUAGCACAAAAUUUUAAUUAUUCCAAUGAAAAUCCUGAAGAGUUAGAUGUGCUAACAAAACGUCAGUCAACCAUGGAUGCAAUUACUGCAGAGGUGCAGACAUCGUUGGAAACUGAUUUAGAAGAUGCAGAAAACUUUAAACAUUUGAAACACCAUCACCGCAUGGCACGCGCUGUGACAGCAAAAAAAGAACGCGUCUGGGAUUAUGGCGUUAUACCGUAUGAAAUUGAUGGUAACUUCAGUGGCUUGCACAAGGCAUUGUUUAAGCAGGCAAUGCGACAUUGGGAGAACUCAACAUGCAUCAAAUUUGUGGAGCGUGACCCGGAAGUACAUCCGAAUUAUAUUGUAUUCACAGUUCGCGGUUGUGGUUGCUGCUCCUUUGUUGGCAAACGUGGCAAUGGUCCACAAGCCAUUUCUAUCGGCCGGAACUGUGAUAAAUUUGGCAUUGUUGUACACGAAUUGGGACACGUUGUGGGCUUUUGGCACGAACAUACUCGACCCGACCGCGAAAAGCAUGUCGUCAUCGAGCACAAUAACAUCAUGAAAGGACAAGACUAUAAUUUCAACAAACUGACACCAGACGAGGUGGACUCUUUAGGUAUGGCAUACGACUACGAUUCUAUAAUGCAUUAUGCGCGCAAUACAUUCUCCAAGGGCAGUUAUCUCGAUACAAUUUUGCCAAUCGAAGUGAAGGGCAAGAAGCGACCCGAGAUAGGACAACGCUUAAGAUUGAGUGCAGGUGAUAUUGCACAGGCAAAUUUGCUCUAUAAAUGUCCAAAAUGCGGUCGAACUUUUCAAGAGAACACUGGCAUUUUUGCCAGUCCCUCGUACUACACUGCCGGUGCUCUAACCAAUGAAACCGAGAAUUGUGAAUGGCGCAUUACAGCAACACAUGGUGAACGAGUGGUGCUGCGUUUAGAAAAUUUGAAUAUAUUUAAGUCAAAUAAUUGUCAAACAGAUUAUUUAGAAGUGAGGGAUGGGUACUUUUUCAAAUCUCCGCUAAUUGGUAGAUUCUGUGGAAAAGUAGCUAAUGAAAUUCUCACUUCAGAAUCAAGCAGAAUGUUAUUAACUUUUGUAAAUAAUCAUCGCUCGGAAGGGUAUCGUGGUUUCAAAGCUGAAUUUGAUGUUGUAUGUGGUGGUGAGUUAAAUGUGGAUGAAUCGGAAGGUCGUUUAGAGUCCCCAAACUAUCCACUUGAAUAUUUGCCAAACAAGGAAUGUAUUUGGAAAAUAACCGUCCCAAAAGGAUACCAAGUUGCACUGAAGUUCCAAUCAUUUGAGGUCGAAAAUCACGACAGUUGCGUUUAUGACUUUGUUGAAGUAAGAGAUGGUCCAUCUCAAGACUCACAAUUAAUUGGUGUGUUUUGUGGAUAUAAGCCGCCUCCAAAUAUGAAGUAA